AUGAGGGUCAUCAGAUUCAUGGAUAUGCAAUGCCAUUCACCACCCGAAGCCAAAUCCUUACCUCCCACUCACGUUGAAAACUAUCUGGAUGCAAGUGAAAGCAAUCCAAGCUCUAGCAAAGUAGAAGACUCCAUAUUCGUCCAAGUGGGUGAUGAUCGAGGCCAUAGAACCGAAGCUCGCAAUCAUGUUAUGCGCUGGUUUUGGCGCGAGAAAAAGUUGCAAAUGACCAAGAAAGCUAGAGUGCCUUGA
Molecule: messenger RNA, 249 nt
Organism: Botrytis byssoidea
Lineage: Eukaryota; Fungi; Ascomycota; Leotiomycetes; Helotiales; Sclerotiniaceae
Exons: 2
Coding region: 1-249 (82 amino acids)
Source: RefSeq, a predicted model, not a curated record